UCAUUCAUCAUUCGUAAGCGGAAGAAAAAGUGUGCAAUGAUGUUUGAGAACGUCACGAAAGAUGCAGGUGGGAUCUAUGCUAGAUUGUUGGACCACAGACCCAUAGUACAGGGAGAACUCAAGUAUUUUGUCAAGGAAUUUGAGGGUAAAAGAAAUGAUAGAGAAUAUGAUCGAAUAAGAAAGCUAUUCAAUGAAGUCACGGAAGCAAAUGAAAAAUUCAUUCCUGAUAGUAUUGCACUGAUGGACAAGCAUCUUCCAGACAUUAAAGACAAACUGAGUAUUGCCAACAGAAUGUGCUCCAGGAUGUGUGUCAGAGAAGAACAGAGAAUGGCGAAGGACCCGUUAAAAACCAAAAGAGACACAAGGCAGGAAGAGUGGUCUGAGUUCAUCAAAAAACAAGGCGAAAAAAGCGCUGCUGUUGAUAAGGAACAUGAGAAAAGAAUGAAAGAAAUAGAAGAAGAAUAUAAAGAAAUGGGACAAGCCUUGAUAAAAGCAUCUCAGCCUUCCCAGCACUGAGUUUGCAUCCUCCUCGAACUAAAAACAAAAUUCUUGUGAUAUUCACGAACAUAUGGUGAAUAUUUGUAAGCAUAGUUCCAAUGUAGAAUUUCUUUCAAACUGCACAUCAUGGACAAAUAAUGGUCACAUAUGCAUGUACAUUUACUGUACACGCAACUGCAUACAAAAAGUGACUAUGCACUGUAAAGGAAGCAAUAGAUAUUUUAAAAUCGAAAAGAUCAGAGUUCAAUUUGAACUAGCGCACCAUAUUUAAACCUAGUUCAAGAUAUCCAAAACAGUGAUUUAACGAUUUCACUAUCAAUACAUUGCCUGCUGAAAGUUUGAAAGUUUUUCGAGAUUCUAAGCAAUAUGGCUGACCAGCAACCAUUUUGUUUUCAUCUUUUUUUGCACAUUUCUGCUUAUAUCUCAAAUUCACACUGUCCAAACUUGGUGUUCUAGCACAUCAAAGAAAGUUUUUUAUGUCAAAAUCCAAAUCAAGAUGCAUUGCCUGCUGAAAGUCUCCAUAGAUAGCGUGAAAUGAAAAAAACACAGCAUCAACAGAUAAUAACAGAUCAGGAAAAGGGACGAAUUGUGUUUGCCAUGCAAGUCGAUGGAGCAACCAUCAUGUGCACUUUGAGAUAACGAGCAUUGUACACCAGAUCAAGAAAUUCAUGUCUUAAACAAUUGCUGUUUCAAGACAAGCCUAUAAAAAGACUGAGCCAAGACUAAUCAUCAAAUGAAAAUACAGUGAUGCCACUCUGAACCAGUGAACUGAGAAUAUUGUUUAUGGAUUUAAUGUAGCCGAGAUAUUCUUUAUAAUUAAAAUUUACUGCUUUGUGAAAGA
Saccoglossus kowalevskii is the source of this 1339-nucleotide messenger RNA. Its product is annotated as biogenesis of lysosome-related organelles complex 1 subunit 5-like. Gene Ontology annotation, cellular component: BLOC-1 complex; transport vesicle. Lineage: Eukaryota; Metazoa; Hemichordata; Enteropneusta; Harrimaniidae. The record is from RefSeq and is a predicted model, not a curated record.